This is a messenger RNA of Toxotes jaculatrix (banded archerfish), 3025 nucleotides long. It is a transcript of the gene ccm2l, whose product is annotated as CCM2 like scaffold protein. Gene Ontology annotation, biological process: heart morphogenesis. The record is from RefSeq and is a predicted model, not a curated record. Bases 197 to 2074 code for a protein of 625 amino acids. Lineage: Eukaryota; Metazoa; Chordata; Actinopteri; Toxotidae. The transcript is spliced from 11 exons.
ACACGAAUGAAGAGGCUGAGACAGAAGCUAAAAUAACUCAGGGAUAUAGAGGGAACCAUGGAAAAAACAACUGAGAGAGAGACGCAAAGACAACAGAAGACAAACUGAGACAAGAAAUAUAUUCAGAAAAAGUGUGACCAGGACCAGGACUCAGCUGACCCACUAAAGGACCAGUACGGAGGAGGACUGAGCCACGAUGGACUAUGAACCAAAGAAAUCCAAGAAGGGUUUUGUUUCCCCUAUUAAACGGCUGGUCUGGUCCAAAUCUGGUCGAAGGCCAGUGGAUCGAGGCAGCAUUUACCGCCGCCCACUUCACACUGUCCCCCUCUAUCCUCCCGACUACGUCAUCCACCCUGAGAGACUCAUCUUUGACUACAUGGAGAAGGAGGUCAAGUUCCUCGGUCAUCUGACCUGGGUGUCGGUUUCACUAAAUCCCUCCAGCCGAGACGAACUGCUACAACUACUGGAUACAGCGAGGCAGCUGAAGGUGCUGCCUUUGAAGACCAGCGUGGAUCAGGACUGUAUUCUGAGUCUGUCUGCUCGCUGUCUGCUGCUGACGUGGAGAGACAACGAGAAGCUACUGAUGAGAAUUCCCACACAUGAGAUUGCUGCUGCGUCCUACCUGAGAGAUGACGCACUGCACCUGCUGGUCCUCAAGACAGGUCUGAACGUGGACACUGUGGUUGCUGGGGACGACAGCCUGGACAGGAAAAAGCCAACAGGCAUCGAUGGGCGACGUCAAACUAUGAGCUGCAAUGCUGAUCCACGACCUGCAGGGGGUACAAUGGAGCGACGGCACACCAUCUGUGGAGUCGACUGGAGGCCGUCACUGUCCAGGAGUAACCACGACAAAAACCAGAACAUGGAGAGAGGAGGAGGAGGUGGUGGAGGGGGAGAGAGAGGAGGAGGAGGGAGUUUAGAGAGGAAGAGAGUGGGAGGGAGCUGGGAGAGGAGGCAGCAAACACGUAAAACAGGAGGGAGCUGGGAAAAUCGCAGGGCAAGACCCAUGAGCGGGAGCUGGGUGGUGGGGGUAGGAGGAGGUGGUGGCGGAAGCUGGGAGAGGAGGCAUGGAGGAGGGGGAGGAGUCGGUGGAGGAGGCGGGAGCUGGGAGAGGAGAGGAGGAGGUGGUGGAGGAGCAGGAGGCAGCUGGGGAAGCUGGGAGCGGCGGCAAGCCUGCACAGGAAGCUGGGAGCGUGGUAAGAGCUACGGCAGCUGGGAGAGGAGGAACCACAACCCGCUGGAGCCCACGCCCUGCCCUGACGCCUACUGCAACCUGGUCAUCCUGGCUGUGGAGAACAGGGAUGCUGCAGAGGAGUACUGUUCUUUGAUCUGUCAGAUGUUCCAGAUCAUUUACGGCCAUCAGACCAUCGAGUGUGUCGACAGGGCGGGGUUUCACCACACCAUGCCGGACCGCUAUUGGCUGCAGAGGAGUGACAGCUGUCUGACUGACAUGUCCUACAGUUAUGAUCCAGACUUUAGCUGCUGCAGCUCAUAUGAUGGCUCUCAGGAGGCCUUUGACCUCUACUACAGUGAGACAUACAGCGAGAGCUCAUCCCUCUCGCUGCAGGACUCCCAUCGCAGUCUUGCUUCAGCCAGUGACGCAGGGGACAGUAACCCCGCCCUGAUGCUGAUGCAGGAGUACAUGAUCACACUGCGUAACAAGCUGAGUCCAGUGGAGUUGCAGCAUUUUGCGGUGUUGCUGAGAGAAUACAGACUGGGAUCAAACAUCGACCACUUCUGCUCUGAGCUGCUGCAACUUUAUGGAGACAACCGCAAGUUCCUGCUGCUGGGCAUGCGUCCGUUUAUCCCAGACAAAGACGUUGGAGUGUUUGAGAGUUUCCUGGAGAGCAUUGGGAUCCGAGAGGGCGGGAUUUUAACGGACAGUUUUGGACGCAUCAAACGCAGCAUGAGCAACACAUCAGCGACGGCCAUGAGAGGCAGGUACGACAACAGCUCUCUGCCCUCAGGAUCGCAGGAAUUCAACCGGCGCAUCACCGACAUCACUCAUGACAUCCAGGCCCUCGGCUUUCAGGACACACACGGAGACAUUGAGGAAGAAGACUACUACCUCUGAUAGAGGGAUAAAGACAAGUUUGAUUCCAGACAGCGUCUGAACUCUGAACCUGCCUGAGUUCUCUCCAUUACUAGACAUAAACUGUAAAUAUAAAUUGUCUCAUGGAGGGACGUUUUCAAUGCUGAUGUCUUCAAAUGCAGAUCCUGCUGUGUGCACAGACAGAACAACAGACGAGAAAUAAAAACAGCAGGUGAGUGUGAUAAAAGUAAAGUAAGAAAGUUAUUCUGUAGAAGUCUAAAGUUGACUUUGAAUCCAAUCUGUUUUUUAAUCCAACUUUAUAUUGAAGGCAUCUAAAUAAUUGACAAAGCUGUGUGAUGACGGUCUUCUGAGGGAUUGUAGUACCUACCAGUGACCACAUGGAGGCAACUUAGGGUAAAAGAACUGAGUUACUCUGCUUUUGAGCUAAAGGUUCCACAACUGGGCUGAAAGCAAUGACUGGUUUAAAUAAGAAUAGCAACCACUUCAUUAACUGGAACCAGAUUGAUAGAUCGAAAAUCUCGUCCUCCCUUCUUUCUCUGAGUGUGUGUGUGUGUGUGUGUGUGUGUGUGUGUGUGUGUGUGUGCCUGCCUCUCUCUCUCUCUCAGUGCUUCAUCGACCCGUUAUCCCGACGGAGGCAUCAUGACCUUCCCAUGGUGCACUGCUUCUCUGCCCCCAGGCCUUUUCCUCUGCCAGCCUCACUGAACAUCAGAGAGAGAGAGAGAGUCAGUGCACCCAUGGGCUUUACCCGAGUCAUGUUAGUCCUCUCACCCUCAUUAUGUAAUAGAACAAUACUGUGUGCAUUUAUUUUUUCAUGUAUUUAUUAUCAGCAGAAUAACUUUAUUAUCACCAGCAGUGAUGCACAUCACUGUAAAUGUAGUAGAGGUAACCAAAAGGCUAAUUUUUGUCUCUUGACUCUGGAUAGAUGGUACACAGGAUGUAUAAACGAAUUACAUAAUAAAGAAAAAAAGAAUA